Messenger RNA from Arctia plantaginis, 273 nucleotides. The record is from the annotation of a GenBank genome assembly. NCBI's taxonomy places the organism in Eukaryota, Metazoa, Arthropoda, Insecta, Lepidoptera, Erebidae.
AUGGUUCUAAAUAUAAAAUUCCGUCGGGGAAGACAAAGUUCGCGCGCAAUACGGGCGCAGGCAGGUAGUGCGGGCGGGCGCGGGCGGCCGCGGGCGGCGGCGACGUAUCGAUUCCGCGACGCCUUCAGUCGGCGUCCGUCGAGCGCCGCGCUGCGCCGAGCCGCCGGCGAGCGGGCGUCGCCCCUCCUCGCGGCCCGCGCCCCGCCACCGCCCUCGUCCAUCGAAUCUCUCGUCGUCGUCGGCAAACUCGAACGACCUCUUUUCGCUAACUAA